This is a messenger RNA of Populus trichocarpa (black cottonwood), 2060 nucleotides long. Its product is annotated as F-box/LRR-repeat protein 4. Lineage: Eukaryota; Viridiplantae; Streptophyta; Magnoliopsida; Malpighiales; Salicaceae. The transcript has a single exon. The coding region runs from base 414 to 1868 and encodes 484 amino acids. The record is from RefSeq and is a predicted model, not a curated record. Gene Ontology annotation, cellular component: SCF ubiquitin ligase complex. Gene Ontology annotation, biological process: SCF-dependent proteasomal ubiquitin-dependent protein catabolic process. Gene Ontology annotation, molecular function: protein binding.
UUCCCCAUUUGGCUUCCUAGCACAGACCUCUGCCCUUUCAUCUCUGAGAAGGGAACCUUCCUAGUUUCCUUCACCCCUAUGGAAGAAGUGUCUUCCACGCUCUUAAAGUAGCGAAUAGCGCUUCUUCUUCUUCCUUCUUUUUUUUUUUCCAUCUCUCACCUACCAUAUUAAACUCUCUCUCUCUCUCUGUUUUAUUUAAUUUUUGGAUUUUUUUUUAUAAGGAACUCUUUCUUCUCUUUCAGAGUGUUGUACAAAAAAAAAAAAAAAAGUUUCGGAUUAGUUGUAAAAAGAAAAAAGAGUUGGAAGCCCCGAGGCCACAAAUUAAGCAAAUUGAACUUGUCUGGUUUGGGUUAGGUGGCAACAGCAAGAGAGAGAAAAGAUCGAUCGAUCAAGAAUUGAGAAAAACAAAAGAAAUGGAUGACAUGCUAUGCGAUGAGCUGCUUCAAGAAAUAUUUACAAGAAUACCGAAAUCAUUACCACCACCACCGUCAUCAGCUUCAGCAGCAUCGGUAUCCUUGGUCUCUAAGCGGUGGCUCCACCUCUACCGGACCUCAAAAACCUCUCUUUCUCUCAGACUUAACCCUGAUGAUUCCACAAUUUCCUCUCUGACUUCUGUCCUCUCUCACUACCCUUUUCUCUCUUCUCUAUCUCUCUUCCUUCUCUCCUCUGACCCCACAGUACCUGCUACCAUAACUUCCCCUCCAGCUUUCUAUGAUCGUCUUCUCUUUAUAGUCUCCGCUUUUUGCUCCAGUCUUAAACACCUCAGGUUCUUGGCUGGUCCUGUCUCACAAUCUUCUCUCUUCUCUCUCUCUAAUUCUUGCACCUUUUUGAACUCUCUCACUAUCUCUCUCUAUAGGCCUCUCUAUUUUAACUGGGUUGUUUCCUUUUCUUGCUUAAAGGAGCUGUCCGUCUAUGUAUCUGGCUUUUAUGGAGUUGAUGAUUGCAAUAGAGAAUCUGGCUUCUGUAUAAAUGAAGAGCUUGACGCUGAAUUGGGCUUAGAGAGUCUUUUUUUGUCGGGGAUUGGAGGAGAAGAUUAUGGUGUUGGUUGGUUGUGGAGGAGCAGCAAAAGGCUCAAGAAAUUGAAGCUAAAGAGCUGCGAAGGUAUUGGUGAUGGAGGGUCCUUUUUGUCAUUUGCUAAGUGCUUGAAGGGUCUCCAAGAAGUGGAGAUAAGGGCUUGUCGGAGUAUAGUUAAUGGGGUUUUGUUAAAAUUGGCAGAGAAUUGUGAUUCCUUGUAUUCUCUAUUGGUUUAUGAUGGUGGUAAUAGAGAGGGCUUACAUCACUUCAUUAGCAGCUGCAGGUGUGAUUUGCAAAAACUCGAUUUCCGAUUACCUUUGGACCUGAGGAAUGAUCAUCUCUCAGCUAUCGGACUGAAUUUUAGGGGUCUCUCAACUCUUAGGCUCCAAAGUUGUUGUCUGGUGAGUGGUGAAGGGCUCAAGGCUCUUGGGAUAGCAUUGAAUUCAGGCCUUGAAGAACUGGCAUUGAUUAACUGUGAUGUUGUUGAAAGGGAAUCCGGAUUGCUUGCCACAUUAGGACAGCAUACAAGGCAAUUAAAGAAACUGGACUUGUCUUAUAAUGAGUUUUUGCUCGAUAAGGAGUUCAUCUCCAUGCUAGUUUCUUGUAAUUGUUUGAUUGAAUUGAAUUUAAGGCGGUGUGCAGGACUUACCACGGUGUCGAUGGUUUCUAUGUUUAAGAACUGCAGGAAAUUGCAGAGUGUUGAUAUCAUGCAUUGUGAUGGGAUUGGAGCUGAGGCUGUUGAGUUAUUUGUCCUCAAUUCACCACAAUUGAGAGGUCUUCAAGUGGAGGAAAACAAGGUUUCAGAUGUUGCAAGGUCAUGGGCAUCGCAUAAACUCAUUCAGAUUGUUUCUUAAUUUACCACCAUCAAACAACAAGUUAAUUUAAGCUCCAAGAAAUCCUGGUGUAUUAUGUAUGUAUGUAUGCGCACAAGAGCUGGUUUUGCUCUAUGAAUAAUGAUUAAGAAGCUUGUACAUUUAUAUUUCAUGGCUUCAUAACAUGUAUAGCGGCAAUGAUUCAAUAAACCUUGUCUCUGGCAUUUACCAUUA